AUGCAACCUGUUCUCACUUGCUUGUUAACCUGCCAUGUAUUCGCAACAUUUUCAGAUACGAAUGUGUCCUUCGACUUGAUCAUCAAACUGAUUGGUGCAAUGAAUCUUGACACGACAACGACCGUGGACUUCGUCAUCCGGUAUGUCAAGGGACUGAACAUAGAUACGAAAGUGGCCUUCGAUUUGAUUAUCAAACUGAUUGGCUCGAUGAAUCUUGACACGACAACGACCGUGGACUUGGUCAUCCGGAUUGUCAACGGACUGAACAUAGAUGCCACCCUCCUGCCAGCUAUGCUCGUCAGGAUAAUUCUCUUGCUGAAUCUUGACCCAAAAUCUGGGGACGAAUUAAUCAGAAGGUUUGCAUCGAGAAUACCUUACGAUGCACACAAGGCUGCGGACAGUAAGUUAUUGUAA
This is a messenger RNA of Dicrocoelium dendriticum, 414 nucleotides long. NCBI's taxonomy places the organism in Eukaryota, Metazoa, Platyhelminthes, Trematoda, Plagiorchiida, Dicrocoeliidae. The record is from the annotation of a GenBank genome assembly.